This is a messenger RNA of Trichogramma pretiosum, 1894 nucleotides long. RefSeq lists its product as uncharacterized. The transcript is spliced from 3 exons. The coding region runs from base 135 to 1484 and encodes 449 amino acids. Lineage: Eukaryota; Metazoa; Arthropoda; Insecta; Hymenoptera; Trichogrammatidae. The record is from RefSeq and is a predicted model, not a curated record.
UUCGGAUCUCACAAAUCAAAUUGUGGAACAUUAAUUAAUCCAUUUUAAGUAAAAUAUUUAUAACAUUUAUUAAACAUCAAAUAGUUUUGAAUAUAUUAUUUCAUCAGUAUCGAAGCAUUUGGCACACGGAAAAAAUGGGGCCAAAUCGAGAAUAUUUUCUAACAAGAUCGAGUGCUGACGUUCUCAUUAAUCUGGUAAAUUAUUUAAAUGAUAACGAAAUUGAAGAAGAACAAUUACAGGAUCAAAAUGUUUUGAAGACUAUAAUGAGUGAGGGGAUGAACAGAUAUGUAAACUAUCCACCUCCACCAAAAUAUUUAGACACACUUAAAAGUACGAUUCUAACUUUUACAAUGGAUUAUUUGAAAACUGUAAAUUUAUAUCGCAUCAAUACCGCCGUACUUCUCGUGGGAUGCAUUGAAUAUAUUUUGUUUCCCCAAUUGGACGAUGAAGAACUGAGAAAAAUAUAUUAUGGUGGUUACGAGAAGGCGAAAAAGAUAUAUAAUAAAUUGCGUGGUUUCCCAGAACAGAAAGAACAAAACAAUAAAAUAGUUAUAGCAGCUAAACAAUUUUUCGAAUGCAAAAUGUUUUUACGAAAAAGUGAAUUGUUAAAAACGAUACGAAAUUACUUGAGAGGCCUUGAGAUAGACUCUAACGAACUGCAUUUUAUACGAACAAAAUCUAUUGAAGUAAUUAAAGAAAAGGCAGCUAACGUCAUUGCUCAACUAUCAGUAAAUCGUAAGGGUACCAUCGAAGAUAAUCUACUCACGUCUGCUCCUGAAUUGAGCGUGUCGAAAUCAGUAAACCAUAAAUCUAUUUUACCUAACUCUAUUAAAUUAAUAAACAAAAGAAAGCCACUCCUCAUAACUCGAGAAUAUCUUAAUGCUAAAUGUAAUGCAGAGGUUAUAAUAAAUUUGCAAGAAUAUUUAAUUUUUGAGGAAGUUGAAAAAGAAAAUUUAAAUGAUGAAAAUCUUAGUAAUAUCAUUCGUAAGGGUAUGAAAAAACGUGUGAAUAGCUGGCCUAGACGAAGGGAACUCAACACAUUCAAACGCACACUUCUUGAUUUGACAACUGACUACUUAAAGACAAUACAUUUAUAUCGUAUGAAUUUUGGGGUAUUGCUGGUUGUGUGUGUCGAGGUAUUAUUACACCCAGGGGAAAAUAAUGAAAACUAUCUAAUGGUAUAUCGUUGUGAAAAAGUCAAAGCAGUCCAAGAAUAUAACAAACUGCGUAAUUUACCAGCAAAUCAGAAACAACCAGUGGAUAUAGCUAAAUCAGCUAGAUCUUUUUUUCGUUACGAUGCGUUCUUGAAGGAAAAUGGAUGUUUAAAAGCAAUACGGUCUUACUUGAACGCUAUAUCUGAUUAUAUUGACGAUGACGAGUUAUAUUAUGUAAGAGACACUUCAAUUCAAUUUAUACAUGAUAAUGCAGCUAAGUACCGAGUUGAACCGACACAAAAUAUCAUUCAUCCAACCGAUGAUCAUUAACUUUACCCAAGAACGAUCGACAGCUUCGUCUACCAACGCAAAAUGUGCCAUUGGUAAAAGUCUGAUUUAUCAAUCGUAUCAGAAACUCUGAGUCCAAAACUCUUUGGACCAGAUAGUAUUGGCUAGGAUAUCCAAUUCGAAUUUAUGAUCAGCAAAAAUUGUAGAAGUUCGCAAUUAUUUGUUGUGUGCUGGAUUUAUUUUCUAUCUUCUAUUCUAUAUAUUCUAUAUAUAUUCUAUAUAUAUUCUAUAAGUAGAAAAAGUCGGAAUCCCAUCCAAAAAAGAUAUUGAAAAUCCACUGAAGAAGAUAUGAAUAACACUAAUACCUUCACAUGAAACCCUGAGUUAACUCGAGAAUAUUUUAUAAUUCUAGUCGCAUUAACUGUCCCCCGAAUAAACAAAAAAAAAUUUGU